This is a messenger RNA of Spirometra erinaceieuropaei, 567 nucleotides long. Lineage: Eukaryota; Metazoa; Platyhelminthes; Cestoda; Diphyllobothriidea; Diphyllobothriidae. The record is from the annotation of a GenBank genome assembly.
AUGUUUGCUAAUCUAAAUGGAGGGAAGGUCUUUGCAAGGAUCGAUCUCUCCGAAGCUUACUUACAAAUUGAGGUGGACGAGAAAUCGCAGGAACGUUUGACCAUUAAUACGCAUAAGGGUCUUUUCAGAUACACUCGUCUAAACUACGGCGUGAAAACGGCACCUAGUGUGUUCUGGCAGAUCAUGGAUACAAUGCUUACGAAUUUUCCCGGGACUAUUGCAUAUCGGGACGAUAUUUUGGUUGUCGCUGGCUCAGAGGAAGAGCUGACUCAAAGGCUGGACCAGGUUGUGCACAAUCUGAUCGACUACGGUCUUAAGAUCAAUAUGGAAGAAAGUGAAUUUUUGCGGAAGCGGAUCCACUAUAUCGGAUUCAUAGUCAACGUGAAUGGGCGUGCACCUGCCCCAAAGAGAGUGAAGGCAUUCCAGAACAUGAAAGUGCCGAAGAACACGAAGGAGCUGCAAUUCUUUAUGGAGUUGAUCAGCUACUACGGCCCCUUCGUCACUGGGUUGCACAGUUUAAAACCUCCAUUCAGCCGACUUCUGUGCAAAGACGUGGAGUUUGUUUGA